UUUUUGUGCAAAACUUUAAAGCAUUUAUACGUUGGCUCUGAAGCUUACAAUUCAAUCGUUGCUUCUCUUUGUUUCACAAUUCAUUCAUUCGUUUGAAUAUUUAUUUCAUUUAAACUUUGAUUCAAAAAGUUCAUCACAUUUGGGAUAAACGAUGGAAACGAAGAGUGGAAGUAAAAGCGGUUCCAAAACCAAUCUCAACGAGUCAUCGGUUCCUCUACUGGAGGAGAAGGAGGGAAAGGCAGACAUUCCCGAGAAUAUCGAAUUGGAGGCCAAGAAUGAGAACAACGACGACAAGAACAAGACUAAGGACUCUAAAGAUAAGAAGAAGAAGGAGAAGAAGGAGAAAGUGAAGAAAGAGUCGGCCAAACGAUCGCUUGAUAUCUGCGCCCAAAACUUUACUUUCGGUUUGAAUGUAUUGGACAGAGACGAGAAGCACGUCAACGACCACAUCAACAUCCUCUUUGAAGACGUCAUUGGAGAGCCCGACCCCACCCAUGGCUUUGAGUUUGUCUGGAGAUUAACUUAUUUGCUGUUCAACGCCACCCGCUUCUGGUUAUAUCGAAUCAUUGCCGCCAUAAUCGCCAUCCCUUUGGCACUGCUUUGGGCCGUGUGGAGUGGACUCAUUCGCUGUGUUUUGGAUCCAUUCUUUACUUCGGGGGCACUUCUGUUCAAUAAUAUCAAUCGUCGACAAAAUCCAACCGUCGACUCAACCCCUGCUUAAGCCAUCGGCUAUUCUUUGCUUUCGAUGGCAUUGAGACCAACGAAGAAAUGAAGAAAACUACCUUUCAAUGACAUUGUAAUCACUUUGCAUUCCCAAU
Messenger RNA from Oppiella nova, 818 nucleotides. The record is from the annotation of a GenBank genome assembly. Lineage: Eukaryota; Metazoa; Arthropoda; Arachnida; Sarcoptiformes; Oppiidae.